Molecule: messenger RNA, 1176 nt
Organism: Cylicocyclus nassatus
Lineage: Eukaryota; Metazoa; Nematoda; Chromadorea; Rhabditida; Strongylidae
Source: the annotation of a GenBank genome assembly
AUGGAUAACGAAACGCUCAUCGAAAUGACGUCAACCCUGGCUACAGUAUUCUCGGCUACCGUAUCCCCAGACUGUAAUGUGGGCGAUCCCUAUUUGCUGGUGCCCCGAUUCUGGCUGGCGGUGGUGUUUGGAAUCACCAUCUCUAUCAUCAGCAUUGUCUUCAAUAGCUUUGUAUUUGUUAUAUUUUUUACGAAUAAACAGCACAGAAAUUCCUAUAAUCUGUACUUGCUGCUGCUGGCGAUGUUCGAUGUUUUCAUGGGAAUUUCUUAUAUAGCAGUGAUUUCAGUCAAAGUGCUCAUUAAUUGGACAGUCAGCUAUACGCUCAAAGCUAUCUGGGUGAUGUAUAUGGUGCCAAUGUUGACCGUUUCUCAUAUUGCACAAACUGCAUCUUCAUUUUUGAUCAUUUUUGCAGCAAUUGAGAGGUACUGUAUUACUGUAAACAGCGAUAAAGUGAAGUUUCUGCAAAAUCAUCGCAAAGCGAUUGUUUUUGUAGCAGUGAUGUGUGGAGUCAUAAGCAAGGGGACAAUCUUAAAGGAGAUUACGGUCGCAAGAAAUCCAGACUGUCCUGGUACGGUAGGAGAAUGGUACCUUGAGCCAUCUAGUCUUGUCAUCAAGCAUGAGCUCUUCAAUAAAAUAUGGCGAUUUUACUUUAGAAAUGUAUUCACAAUUCUUGCACCCUUCUUUAUAGUGCUCUAUCUGAACGCUGGACUUAUUUACAGGCUGCAGGAACACUCGCUAAUACUGAAGUCUGGGUCACUCGUUCAAGACAAGCAAAUUGUCAAGCAAAAGAAGGCUCGUAUUCGUGCCGCUACCCGCACGCUGGUUAUGAUUGUCUUCACAUACUUGAUCAGUAAUCUACUUUCUGUCAUAAUUACCAUAUGGGAAUAUCUCGACAGUGCUAGCCUUUUCUCGGAGCCUGUUCUCCCUUUCUAUGUCAUGUCAGUGGACGCGAUCUCGUUGCUGACAAUUGUGGCAUCGUGCUUACGUUUGCCAAUCUAUAUAACGUGUCAGCCACUGCUCAGGAAGGAAAUGUUCCAAUUUAUCUCACAAAUCUGGACACAAAAGCUUAUGUCAAGGAGAUUGACGUUGAUUGAGAAUUCACAACUUACCGCUGAGUCGCUCGUCAACAACGCCGACAACGAGUCACCAAGUUUUGGAAAGAUCGAGUUUGUGUAG